Haliotis rubra (blacklip abalone) is the source of this 947-nucleotide messenger RNA. Its product is annotated as caveolin-1-like. The record is from RefSeq and is a predicted model, not a curated record. The coding region runs from base 58 to 450 and encodes 130 amino acids. Gene Ontology annotation, molecular function: molecular adaptor activity. Gene Ontology annotation, biological process: caveola assembly. The transcript has 2 exons. Gene Ontology annotation, cellular component: caveola. Lineage: Eukaryota; Metazoa; Mollusca; Gastropoda; Lepetellida; Haliotidae.
AUUCCGAGAACCUUCAGCCACAGUUCGGAACCUUUUUUGAGAUCUCAAGGCUUCAACAUGGCUGACUCACUUGAUAUGGACAAUCGGGAUCCUAACAACUUGAAUGACCAUGUUAAGGUGUUGUUUGAGGAUGUGAUUGCCGAACCGGAAGGCGCCCAUAGUAUUGACUGCGUCUGGAAGUUAUCCUACACAUGCUUCAACAUGUGGAAGGGCUGUUGCUACAACAUCCUCUCAAUUUUCUGUGGCUGCCCCUUGGCCAUGUGUUGGGGAUGCGAGUUCGCCUUCAUCACGUUCCAGCAUGUGUGGCAGAUUACCCCCUGCAUGAGGAUCUGGAUGAUCAACCUUGGCUGUGCCCAGAAGUUCUUCGGAACAUGCGUGAACUGUUGCAUCUCACCUAUCUGUGAGGCAUGUGGCAUGUUCUUCAGUAACAUCCAAGUCAAAAAUGGCUAAACAGACGCAGAACCACUGAAAUAACUCUCUGUCUCGACAUCUCUUUGGACUUUCGUAAACUCUCCUCGUCGCUGUGAUCUUGACACUGUACUGUUUCGUGGAUUCUGUGAUAACUGUAUCUGCAGUGUAUAUAAUAUAUACAUAUUUUCUUUACCUGUUUCCUUUUGUGUUAUGUAAAGAUGGGGAUCUGCAGGUAUUUCCUGCCAAACGAAGACGAGAUGAACUAAAGGAACUGGUACCCUACCUUUGUGUGAUGAAAAACAUCACCAUCAAUUAUUACGUAAAUUUGCAAAUCUACCAUUUGUUAUCCACGACAUCUACAUAAUUAAAUUAUAUUUAUAUUUUCAUAAGGUUCGUACUGUUGUAAAAGGUCAAAAAGGUAAUCAAUUGAAAUGAAACAAGGACUUCAUAUAUCAUGUAAUAACAACAAAUAAUCUAUGCAAACGUGUACAGCUCAUUGUAUAAAUACAUGAUACCUGAAUAAAAUCUGAAAAUUC